CUUAAAAACUCCAUUACAGCUAACAGCUAAUCAGUUAGCCCGUCGCUGCUGUUGCUUGUUGUCGCGCGGCUUUCAGCAUGUCAGGACGAACAAAUGGCGAACAUCUCGAGACUCUGUUUUCAUUUGAGCUUUUGGUGGAGUAUAUCCUUAUUGAGAAAGAAACUCAAGUGUCCGACGAGCUGGCUCUUGGAGUACGACUGCUGGACUUCCCAACACUGCUCAUUCAUCAGCCUCAGCAGAGCGGUGGUGGGGUUAACAAACACGGGCAUGAGGGAAAGGAUGGUAAAGGUGAAUACGCCUUUAACAGAGGGAAGUCCUGUUUCUUCAAAAUGAACCUGAACUCACUGCAUACCAAUGUAUCCAGCACCCCUCUCUAUGUUAUGGUGUUGGAUGUGAAAGAGGAGAUCCCCAAACUAGUUGGCACCUCACUCAUCUCACUGGCAAAGGCGAUGGACAGACUCAGGCAGGAUGUGACUGAACGUGGUGUCUCCAGGCCCUCGUCUCAUGGGGAAAGGGGGGUCGUUGGUCUGUGCAACCUCACGGGGGAUAACAUUGGAUCCAUUUCCCUGAGUUACAAACUGCUAAGUCUGGGAGUGAGUUUACUACCACGUGACACAGAGACGGGUCUUAAAAGCACCAGUGUACAUGGAGGAGAACAUGUACAUCAGAGUAUCACGGUGAAAAACAUCCCAGAAUCACUGCCGGACGAGUCUGAUGUUAGCAGAUACAUCCAAAGCAACAAAGCAACAAAUGAGAAUACGUUAAUAAAUGAGGAUAAACUGGACAAGGGUGUGUGUGAUGCCAUGCAGACUGAAUACAAGCCAGAUAACCUUGUGCCUCAGACACUCAAAGAAACGGAAAACAAUUAUGAAGAAGAUUUAACUAUAUUUUGUCCGCCGCACCUCUUCUACAAUAAUUCUGCAGAGGAAAAAAACCAAAAUGAAAUAGGGGAUUGCAAAUUAGCAAAUCUAGACUCGGAUGCUUUUACAUUCGAAGACACAUAUUCAGAAGAAGAGUCAAGUGAAAAUGCAAGUUCUCCAAAGAUGGACCGGACAGUAAGACAUGAAAAAUCUCCAAGAAACCAAGAAACAAGUGAGGUGACUCCAAAUGUCCUCGGGGAGGCCUUACGACAGUUGCCUCUACUAAAUGCUCUUCUUGUUGAGCUGUCACAGUUGAAUGGCCAAAAUCCACAACAGCCCUUGUCUAUUCAUCCAAAUCUCUCUUGGAUUUACAGGCCUGCUUCCACAGAGCCUUCAGCUGGGUAUGGAAACACACCACGAAAGGCCCAGGCAAAAUUGUUGCAGAAAACCGGGCAGGGAACCAGUCCCCAUUUAAAACAUGUACUUUCCCCAAGAUACUGUUCUACACCAGUACUUAGGCCUGUAAACGCAAAAGACAAACAAGAAGAGGCUUUGAUAGAGCGUAAAAGCUCUGGUAAAACUCCCAGGAAGAAGCUUGUUUAUGGUACAACUAAAACAUUCAAUCUGAGGCUGAAGCAAGUCUCUCCUCUUAAAGUAAAACGGCGUGAAUGCGUGGACUUGAUUCAGAAGGAAACACAGUCAAGUGCGGCCAAAGGGAGGACAAAGUCAAGUAAUAAGAUAGUGAAGACCAGCAAGAGAAAAGCGGAGAGCAGAGCUCAAAAUCAGAGCUCCAGUCUCAAUGAAAAUGUAGAGACAAUGAUCCAAAGCAUCACGGUGGACUCUGCACUACAAGAAACCUUCACACUGAAACCCAAAACCCUGCAUGAGAAAGUUCAUGUUAAACAAGACAGAGACUCCCCGAGAAUUUCACAAACAACCCUUUCUGAAAGAGACUUUAAAUGUAAUCGCUUUCCCAGUGUGGAUGGUGAUAAUGUUGACCAAAACAAAGACAAGAAGGAGCAUCACAGUGAAUCAAAUCAAAUGAAGUCACAGGCUGAAACUGUCAGGCACAGAGAGAAAAUUGAGUCUUCAGGCAGCAGCAGCAGCAGCCACAGCAGCCCCAAAGCUUCAUUUUCAGCCUCCAGCGGGGAAGGAGAAGAGGAGGCCGACUAUGCUGAUGACUUUAACAGCCUGGAGCCCAGUGAUGGCUACUCCCCUGACCCCGUGAGCAGCCCAGAGUCCUCUAGAGCCAAGACCGCCCGCUCUCCUCUCCGCCUGGACUUCUGCAACUCAGACCCUGACCGUUUCCAGAGGAGAGCGGUCCUACCCGUGCCCGUCAAAGCCCCCAACUCUCCACAGCGCACUCUGAGGGGAACGCGCAUCAUCCGACCUCGAACCCACGCCUCGGCCCUCAGCUUCUCCUCCGAGGAUGGUGACGGAGGCGACUCGGCCUCCUUGCAAACAAUAUGCUCCAGAAAAUCAAUCAUGACGGGGAGUAGUAGGGUGGAAAGGAGCUCUGGAACCGACGGUUUCAUAUCGGCAAGAGGUCAAAGGAGUGGGUCAACCAGGAACAGCGGUCCUGUUCGAGGAUUUUCUGCAGAAUCCGUAUCUUCCUUUGAACCGCUAGAGGUAGAGGAACUGGAGGAUGAGCUUGGAUCUCUGGAUUUCAAAAAGGAGUAUCAGCAUAUAUCUGAGCUAGUGGCCAACAAACUACCCGGUUACACGAUGUAAAGAAAAAUGAUAGAAUUCCACAUUAUGGGAACAUCAAUGCUACACUGUCUCCCAUAAUUAAGUGAAACAGAUGAGUAGUAUGUAAGCGUACAUAUCCAGGAAAUGUGUAUAUGUGUAAGUUUUCCUUUUAGAUAUGAGAACUGACAAUUUUUGA
Anoplopoma fimbria (sablefish) is the source of this 2745-nucleotide messenger RNA. It is a transcript of the gene map10, whose product is annotated as microtubule associated protein 10. Lineage: Eukaryota; Metazoa; Chordata; Actinopteri; Perciformes; Anoplopomatidae. Gene Ontology annotation, molecular function: microtubule binding. The transcript has a single exon. The record is from RefSeq and is a predicted model, not a curated record. Bases 78 to 2591 code for a protein of 837 amino acids. Gene Ontology annotation, cellular component: centrosome; mitotic spindle pole; cytoplasmic microtubule. Gene Ontology annotation, biological process: cytoplasmic microtubule organization; mitotic spindle midzone assembly; positive regulation of cytokinesis.